Trematomus bernacchii (emerald rockcod) is the source of this 2938-nucleotide messenger RNA. RefSeq names its product adhesion G-protein coupled receptor G5-like. The transcript has 13 exons. Gene Ontology annotation, cellular component: membrane. Gene Ontology annotation, biological process: cell surface receptor signaling pathway; adenylate cyclase-activating G protein-coupled receptor signaling pathway. The record is from RefSeq and is a predicted model, not a curated record. Bases 58 to 1698 code for a protein of 546 amino acids. NCBI's taxonomy places the organism in Eukaryota, Metazoa, Chordata, Actinopteri, Perciformes, Nototheniidae. Gene Ontology annotation, molecular function: G protein-coupled receptor activity.
AUCAGCUGUACUCUAAAUAGUCUUCAGGCAGAAUCAUUUCUACACGGAUUCUGCAACAUGAAAAGAAUGAAGAGUUGGCUCCACUGUUGGCUGAUCUUGGCUUUGGUGUCUCAAAACAUUACCUGGCAAAAGCUGGUUUCCAAUAAUGGUUUAGGUCCGGGUUGCAAUAAUGGUUUAAGUCAAGAUCAAAGGUGUAAUUCAAAAGGCAAUGGAGUUAAGGCACAACACUUUAGGACAGGUCAUAAACAAGAUCACACCAAAUUGUGUGUUAAUAAAGUGCUGAACAACAAACAAGGCGUCAAACAUAUUGGAACAGCGAUUAAGAACAUUGCACAUUUUCUGGAGGACACAGAGGUGAAUGAGUCUACAUCACUGUCUUUCAACAAUUCGGUGGCCUUCCUGCACAAACCAAAAGGCCGCUUCAAAGGCCUCGAGUUUUAUGCCAGUGAGAAUGAGGUAAUGACAGGCAAGUCUGUCCCCAAUUGCAAAGUGAGGGUUCAACUGCCAAGGGAGCUCGAUGCUGGAUCAGAAAACUCCAUUGUUUUCCACAUGCUUACCUGGCCUGAAGCAAACUGGACCAUACGUGAAGCCUCGGCUGAAUUAUAUGAGAGCAGACUGUUUGGCCUGAGUGUGCGGUGCAAGAAUAUCUCAGGACUUCAGGAGCGCGUCAACAUCACAUUGGCUGUUACUGUGAAUGAUACCCAAAUGCCCUGCUGUGUGUUCUUAAACUAUUCAACAAACGACUUUAGCACUGAUGGCUGUCUGACUCUGUGGGAACCUGGUCAGAGAAACAUCAUCUGCUCCUGUGACCACCUCACAUACUUUGGCGUGCUCAUGGUAUCUUCUGCCUCCCUCUCACAAACAGACCUGCAGAUUCUGACAUACAUCACUCUGAUUGGUUGUAGUCUUUCUCUGUUUGCCCUGAUCAUCACUGUUCUGCUCUUCAUCGCAAAUAGAAAAGUCCGAGCAGAUAUCUCUAUGAAGGUCCACAUCAACCUGGCCAUUGCCCUGAUCCUCCUCAACCUGCACUUCCUCCCCAGCCAGACGGUGGCAGCAUCGUCCUCCACCGAGCUCUGCUUCUACAUGGCCGUCUCUCUUCACUACUCCCUGCUGGCCACUUUCAGCUGGAUGGCCCUGGAGGGCUUACACCUCUACCUUCUCUUAGUCAGAGUCUUCAACAUUUAUAUCCGGAAAUACUUGCUCAAGCUCAGCUUGGUGGGAUGGGGUCUCCCUGCAGUCAUUGUGGCCCUGGUGGUCAUCAUCGACAGAAGCUCGUAUGGACGCAUCCCUCUGGACUCUUCUAACCCCAAUAGCACACAAAUAUGCUAUAUAGGGAAUACCACACUGAAGAUGGUGACCACAGUGGGAGUGUUUGGCUUGGUUUUCCUCUUCAACGUGACCAUGUUGGGGGUGACAGUCAGACAGGUGGUGAGUCUGCACCAGAGCAAAAAGUUUGGGCAGAGUGACAGUAACAGAGCCAAGAAGGACAUCUGUACGCUGCUGGGAGUCACCGCUCUGCUGGGCAUUACCUGGGGCCUGGUCUUCUUCUCCUUUGGCUACCUGACCACGCCUGGCCUCUACCUCUUCUGCAUCCUCAACUCACUGCAAGGUUUAUUCAUCUUCCUGUGGUUCGUGAUGUCUCUGAGAAGGAAUGGACAGCAAUCUACAACUAGUGUAACACCCAGCACCAAUACCUAAGCCUCAUCCAACACAUCAAGACUUUUAUUUAUUUUUUAUGUCUCCUCCAUACCUAGCAAAAGCAUUUUUCAUACUUCCAUUCUGUCGCAAAUAUUUGAUCAUGACAAAAACUUGCAAGCUACUCACAGAUAAGCACAAUCUAAAUUUGAACCAUGACAUUUCCCGCUGUCAUGUUUAUGCCCUUUGCAUUUUGAUUUCCUCCUCUGAACAACAUUCAGAAUAGCAGUUGUCUUUUUCCCAGGUUGUCAAAUACUGACACUUUGUAACGCCGCUCAGCGUUUAAUACCCACACCCAUAGCUGCUUUCCCCCCCCACCCAUGCAUGACUGUAGUGGUAUGAAGGGGUUGCCACCCAUGUUUGAGCGCACAGAUUUUGCCAAGCAGCUUUUAGUACAGUUUUAUUUUGUUGGUGAAUGCUCUUGCAGGUAGUAAAAGCAGUGCAUGGCACCCUUAGUACAAAAAUGUCUUCCAUUUUUGUAAAGCACUUUGAAUUGCCUUGUGUUGAAAGGUGCUAUAUAAAUAAACUUGCCUUGCCUUGCCUUGCCUUGCCUUAAGUGUUUGUAUCAGCACCAUGCUUACAAAAUGUGAAUUCAUGUAAACCAAUCCACAACAAUAAUAGGUCAGACAACAGCUCACUUUAACUCUGUCCGCGUAGAGAAGUGACUAAUCUUACUAUAUAUUAUGCACGUAGGAAAACUUAUAACAUACUUAACCAACAUCACAUAUUUCACCCAUUUUUACAUUACAUAAAUUACUGCUAAUUUAACCCAAACAAUUAACCUUUUUCUUUUAACAUCACCAAGUAGUGUUGUUGCCUAAUCCAAAGUAACACCAAGGGUACACAGUGAGUUACAAAGAGACUGCAAAGCAUUCAUGUGAUGAGACCACGUUGGUUAUUUCUCCAUUCCACUAACCCUAACCCUAAAUGUACAAUACGAAAUAGGGUCCAGAAGAAAACCCAGAAUAAGCAAAUGCAGUGGCUCUCCUGGAGUUCUCCAGAGGUUUAAGAAACAAUUGCAAAUAGUUUUUAUGCCUCCAGACACACAUCCACUUUUUCCACGUUGUGUCCAAAGGCAAAUAUUUAUACACAGAUCUGAGUCUGAUCUGGCUUUGAUUGGGUGCAGUGAGACAGCAGAGAUUCUCUAAGAGUGUAUGUCUGGUGGCCUUAUCCUACAGAUAAAAUAUAUUGUAUUUAAAAUAGGCUACUGAUGUUCAUCAUGUCUAUAUAUGUAUAUAUUAAA